CUCACUUUUCUUACACCAAAAUACUUCUUCCUCAAUACUUUUCAAAAAGACCAUGUUUGAAUCCCGUUUGCGUUUGCAUUUUCUCUCCCUAAUCUUGCUUUGUUGUGUCUCCCCUUCAAGCUUCUACACUUUCAAAUACGAUAGGAGGAGUUAUGUUGCUUGUCAUCCCAAUCAGACUCAAGCUCUUACUGAUUUCAUGAACGAGUUUGAUAGCAGCCACUGCAACCUUAGCGACCCCUAUAAUGGAGUCUGGUGCGAUAAAUGGACCGGUGCGCUCACAAUGCUACGACUCCAGGCCUGCCUCAGUGGAACGCUAAAGCCCAAUAGUAGCCUCUUCAGAUUACAUCAUCUUCGUCACCUUGUCCUCUAUCAAAACAACUUCAUCUCAUCUUCACUUCCUUCAGAAUUUGGCAAUCUCAGCAGGUUAGAGGUCUUAUAUCUUGGCAAUAAUAGUUUUGUAGGCCAAGUUCCUUCCUCAUUUAAUAACCUAAGCCUGCUUUCCUAUUUAUCUCUUUCCCUAAACGAGCUCAUCGGUAGUUUCCCACUUGUACGGAAUCUAGCAAAGCUCUCGUUUUUAGACCUUUCUAAUAAUCAUUUCUCUGGAACUCUAAAUCCCAACAAUACUAGCCUGUUUGAGUUGCACCACCUCCGUUACCUUGGCCUAGCUAGCAACAAAUUCAGUUCAUCAAUCCAUUCUGAGUUUGGAAAACUCAACAGACUAGAAAUCUUGUAUCUUUCCUCCAAUUACUUUUUCGGGCAAGUUCCUCCAACAAUUAGUAACCUAACCUCGUUAACCAACUUGUACCUUGAAGACAACCAGCUCACUGGUAGUUUCCCACUUGUACAAAACCUUACCAUGCUCUCAACUAUAGAAUUCAGUUUUAACAAAUUGUCUGGAACCCUCCCAUCUUCUCUAUUCAAUAUGCCUUUCUUAACAAGUCUCGAUCUUAGAGGAAACGAUCUUAACGGAUCUAUUAAUUUUCCUAAUUCCUCUACCCCAUCUUGGCUCGAGUUCUUGUACCUUGGGAAUAACCAUUUUGAAGGAAAAAUCAUAGAGCCUAUCUCAAAUCUCAUCAACCUCAUAUAUCUAGACCUUUCUUUCUUAAACACAAGUUACCCGAUUGAUGUAAGCCUCUUCUCCUCGCUAAAAUCUUUGUCGGUUCUCGAUCUUUCGGCUAAUAGUAUAUCUCCGGCCAGUUUACAUACAAAUUCAGAAAUCCCAACAAACUUGGAGAGAUUGUAUCUACAAGGCUGUGACAUCACCGAGUUCCCAAAAAUCUUAAAGAACCUUGAGAAGUUGGAGCUUGUAGCAAUAACCGACAAUAGAAUCAAAGGGAAAAUCCCGGAGUGGGUAUGGAACCUUCCUCGUCUGACCACAUUGUUUGCUCUCAAUAAUUCCAUGGAUGGUUUCGAAGGUCCAGUGGAUGUUUUGGUAAAUUCAUCGGUGAGGAAUUUAAUGCUGGAGCUAAACAGUUUUGAAGGUGCAAUCCCUAUUCUACCACUCUCCAUCAGCGUUUUCUAUGCAUCACACAACAGAUUCACAGGGAGCAUUCCUCUUUCAAUCUGCAACUAUAGAUCUCUCACGCAAUUGAAGCUAGACUACAACAACCUCACGGGUCCUAUCCCCCAAUGCUUGAGUAACUUGAAGGUUUUGAAUCUCCGGAAGAACAACUUGGAUGGAAGUAUUCCUGACGCCUUUUAUACCGGUGCUUCUCUACAGACACUUGACUUUGGACACAAUCGACUAACCGGGAAACUUCCAAGAUCUCUUCAAAAUUGCUCAUCCCUAGAGUUUCUAGUUGUUGACCACAACAUGAUCAAAGACAAGUUCCCUUUCUGGCUCAAGACUUUACCGAAAUUGCAAGUCCUUAUCCUCAGUUCAAACAAGUUCUAUGGCUCUAUAUCUCCUCCUGAUCAAAGUCCUCUCGGGUUUCCAGAGCUUCGCAUAUUUGAGAUAUCUGAUAAUAAAUUCACUGGAAGCUUGCCACCAACUUACUUUGUGAAUUGGAAUGUCUCGUCACUUACAGCGAAAGAAGAUGAUGCUCCUCGAUAUAUGCAAUACGGAAUAAUUAGCUAUGGGGCAGUGCAAAACGUUCCAGAGACUAUAGAUUUGCAAUACAAAGGUUUAUCGAUGGAGCAAAAGUUUGUACUUACUUCUUACGCCACCAUCGAUUUUUCUGGGAAUAGAAUUGAAGGACAGAUUCCUGAAUCCAUUGGUCUCUUGAAAGCGCUGAUUGCACUCAACUUUUCCAACAACGCCUUCACAGGCCAUAUUCCUUUGUCGUUGGCCAAUCUGAGCAAUCUCGAAUCACUAGACCUAUCAAGCAACCACCUCUCAGGUACUAUUCCUAAUGGGCUUGGAAGCCUCUCAUUUUUGGCGUACAUAAAUGUGUCUCACAACCAGCUCAAGGGUGAAAUACCACAAGGAACACAGAUUACCGGGCAAGCUAAAUCUUCAUUCGAAGGGAAUUCAGGGCUUUGUGGUCUUCCUCUCCAGGAAACUUGCUUUGGGACUAAUGUCCCACCAACACAAGAACCUCCGGAAGAAGAAAAAGAAGAAGAGGAAAAAAUGUUGAACUGGAAAGGUGUGGCAAUAGGGUAUGGACCUGGAGUGUUGCUUGGACUUGCAAUAUCACACCUCAUUUCUACAUACAAACCAGAGUGGUUCGUCAACAUAAUUGGUCCAAACAAGCGCAGAAACCGUUAGGAAUAUUUUCAGUUUGAGUUUUAUCCUUCAAUGUAUGUCAAGUGGUUGAUGAUCCCUCUUGUGUGGGAGUGUCUAUUUAUGUUUGUAUAUCAUUAUCUGAUGCUUCGUUUCUAU
This is a messenger RNA of Brassica oleracea var. oleracea, 2821 nucleotides long. Its product is annotated as receptor-like protein 12. The record is from RefSeq and is a predicted model, not a curated record. Gene Ontology annotation, molecular function: protein binding. The transcript has a single exon. The coding region runs from base 53 to 2707 and encodes 884 amino acids. Lineage: Eukaryota; Viridiplantae; Streptophyta; Magnoliopsida; Brassicales; Brassicaceae.